AUGAGCGCGGAAACGAAGGCGAUGACACCACCUUUACCAGCAGCAAACGCCACUUUUUCUCACCAAUCAUCAUCCACAGACGAUCUCCCUCGCGCGCACAUCAAGCGUUUGAUGAAACAUCACCUCUCGCAAUUCACGCACGUGGAUUCCAAAACCGCGCAAGCGUUCGAACCGAACAUCGCGAAAGAUGCCUUGGAUGGCGUCCAGCAAGCGUGCAAGAUAUUCAUACACUACCUGACGUCCACGGCGAACGACAUAUGCGCGGAGAGUAAACGGAGCACCUUAUCCGCGGUACGUUUCGUUUGGGUUUGGUGGUUCUUCUUUCGGAUGGAUUUUGAAUUUUGA
Bathycoccus prasinos is the source of this 345-nucleotide messenger RNA. RefSeq lists its product with no specific name. Gene Ontology annotation, biological process: leading strand elongation; heterochromatin formation; DNA damage response. Gene Ontology annotation, molecular function: protein heterodimerization activity; chromatin DNA binding. Lineage: Eukaryota; Viridiplantae; Chlorophyta; Mamiellophyceae; Mamiellales; Bathycoccaceae. Gene Ontology annotation, cellular component: epsilon DNA polymerase complex; CHRAC. The coding region runs from base 1 to 345 and encodes 114 amino acids. The record is from RefSeq and is a predicted model, not a curated record. The transcript has a single exon.